CAGAGAGCCGCAGCUGCUUCGCAAGGCUGCAUGCCUCGCAUGACAUGAUGUCCGCCAUUGCAUGCGUUUGAUGUCAAGGCAGCGAUAAGAACACCUGAUAGAACACUGCAAAAAUCGAGGAAAUAAAGUGCGAGUGGGCCUGCGUUAGGCCCACGCUUGUACUUAGCGGUCGGACUAGUACACGCCUACACGCUCUUGCAUCAGUGCAGUUAAUGGUGUCCAAGUCGCGUCUCGCAAUGGCUUCACCCGCAACUUCAGCGAGUCGCGUUAGGAGCUUUAUCUUGUACUGGGUCCUAUGUGCUACCAUAUUUCCAGCUUGCGUUCGUGCGCAUGCGCAUUCGCACCGCCACGGGCCGUCCAAGGCGCUUCAGUUUCGAGAAAAAUGGGACGCUACCGAACUAAUGCGGGACGUGGACCACAUCAAAGAGGAUCUGGCCAACCUUGUUGACAUCAGGAACGCAGGAGAGAUGACAGAGGAGCAGGUCACCUUUUACUUCUUCCGCAUGCACGACUUCGACGACAAUACCAUGCUGGAUGGGAUUGAGCUGACGUCUGCUAUGCAGCAUUCGCUAGAACACUUCGUCGACCCAUCUCAUUUGGGACCAGAAAGCUUUGAAAGCGUGAUUUUAAUGGUCGACGGACUCUUGAUGCUUGACACAAACAACGAUGGCUUUGUCUCCUAUCCGGAGAUGAGAGCAAACAAAAAAUAGAAGCCCAUGAAAAAAUGCAGCGAGUGUACCGACGAAUACCGAUAUAGCGAUAAUUCGCACUAUUGCCUGUACCGCCUGCCUCUUUCGAGAA
Molecule: messenger RNA, 801 nt
Organism: Rhipicephalus sanguineus (brown dog tick)
Lineage: Eukaryota; Metazoa; Arthropoda; Arachnida; Ixodida; Ixodidae
Product: multiple coagulation factor deficiency protein 2 homolog
Exons: 4
Coding region: 213-710 (165 amino acids)
Source: RefSeq, a predicted model, not a curated record